UUGUUUCCUGGAAGACAAAUACUUCGUCGGCUUAAAAGGUCUCGAGAUUCUAGACGUAGAGGAUGACUUCAGAGUGGGAUUGUUUCAAGCUGUGAUGCUUUCAUAUGAGUGUCAGCUGCCUGUCAUUGCAGUGUGCUGGAACAUCACAUUUGGCAACGUCAGAGAGAGAAAAACGUGAUCACAGGAGCUGUCUGCGAAGGAGCAGUUACCAGUGUUCACAACACAGCUCAUCAGAAUCUGACUUUUAAAGAGCUAGCAAUGUUGUACAAAUUAGUCUAUCCCAUAAUACUCUCCCACUUGAAUUGGUGAGGUGUGGGGGAGGAGGAGGAAAAUACCCUGAGUUUUUUUAGCCUAUGCCUUUAAUGUACUCACGUCUGCAAUACUGUAGAUAUGACACUUCUGCAUAGCAAACUGGUUAAUCAUAGCUACGGUCUGGUAGCUAUGACUCUUCCGCAUAAGCAAAUGAGUUUUGGAAAGGCAUCAUAAACCAAAAGAUUCUGCUGGGGUUGACAGCUUCCUAUGGCUCUAAAAGUAGAGAAAGAACAGCAGUACAAGUGUUCUUCGGGUGAUUUUCACUGGCUGAUCUCUUCCAUACUGGCACAUUACCUGAACGUAGUUAUGUUUUCUUUUAGAUACAAUGGAGAGGCCUUCCUUGGAAAUUAACCUGCCCAAUACUCAGGAAGAAGGGAAACUUUAUGUAGUUGAUUCCUUAAACAACCUAAACAAACUAAAUGUUUGUCCAGAUGGAUCCCAACAUGUGCUAGAUGAGGAGGAGAACAUUGGUGCUACUGAAGAAAACACGUCAGGGAGCAACAUCAGGAACCAGCGCUUGUUCUUCGUCACCUUCAUUCUUACUUUGAUCAUCAGUUUGGCACUUGUUUCAUUUGUAAUAUUCAUAAUCAUUCAAACUAGAAACAAGAUGGACCAAAUAUCAAGCAGACUAAUAGCUGAAAAGAAGAACAUAGAAGAGCUUAAGAAAAUUAACAAUAUGAUAUUAAAGCAUCUAAAUCAAUCAGGAAUUAAGGAAAAUGGGAGCUACCUCUUCACACAGUCUCCUGAUCUUCACAGUUACCUCUUUGCCCAUGCUGAGCUGAAAGUCCCUGAAGAAUAGAUCUUCUUUGGUAUGAAAUUCAGUGUAUUUAUGUACUCAAGCUAUUUUCACAUAUGGCACAUGGGUCACUUAAACAUUCUGACAUGGUCACAGGAGCAUUAGAAAAGCCAGAUGUAUGAAAGACAGUAGAAAACAGUAUUUUAUCCUGUUUCAUAUGAAUAUAGAGUUGACAACAAACUAUGAUUUAUAAUAAAUGAUGGAUUAUCAGUGAUUUUGGGCAAGAGUUCCAGAUUCUCCGUGCAUUCUAAAUUGAAGGGCUAAGGGCUUAGUUUUACUUUAAAUGUGAGUGAUCACAGAAAAUAGUAAUUUCUGUUCACAUGAUUUCAGUAUGACCUUGUUCACUUAGUCAUUCUCCUCUUGGUUUUUUUUUUUGAACAAGUUUUGUGUUUGCUUCUGUAUUAUUUGUAUUUAAGGAUAACUUCAGAUUCCUUAACUUAUAAAUAAAUCCCAUUUCUGCCAUGGACUUUGGUGGUUUUCCUUUCUGUUCAUCUAAACAGAUCGACUUACUACUGUUUUUGUGAGAAAACAAACUUGAGUAAAAUCAAAGCAUUUCAUAACAUGCCAUAUUCCUCCCAAAUUUGUAUUGGCUGAACAUGUGUAUUAUAUUGUCUUAUAUGGGAAACAGGUUUAGAGGACUCAGUCUGGGAAUACCCAUCUCAUAACAAUGCUAGUAUUCUGUCAUCAGUAUUUGCUGGUAGUUUCUGGGAGAAGACCAAGUGUUUUUAUAAAGCAACAUGGGGAAAAUGCUACAUGUUCUUGUACUCUUCCCUAUAGUUGUUGUUGGCUACUACCAGAAAACAGCCAAGUAAAAUCUGGUCUGAACCUUCAUGUUUUUAAAAUGGAGCAGUACCUCAGAGGGUAAAAGCAGGAGCCAAUGCUUUCUCGCUCCGACUUUACACAGCUGUGGAGACCAACACCCAGAAGAGUGAUCACUUAAUGCACUGGUGGGUAGCGUUGCCAUUUUAGCAUUAAGAACCUUCUACUGGCACAUACAUUAAGAAGCCACCUCCAUUAUCAAUAAAUAAAUCGGUUACUCCUAUCUCAACAGUGCAAUGGCAGCUGACACUAUGGAGUAUGUGCAACAUCUUCUCUUUUACUCUGAGGUCUGUUUGUCAUUCAAUGCUUCCUUAUCUCUUCUGGACAAUUUUACAAAAACACCACCAAAGCUGACAACUUUCAUCGCAGUCUCUUCUUCCAGAAUAACUGAUAGUCCUUUCUGCGCUGGCUACUUCAUUGUCUACAACAGAGUCAAGAACUACGCCCAGGAAUCUUUCCUGGUAUCACUCUACUCGGAUUUGCCCAACCAUUCUAUUCCUGCUAUUAGGAGUGCUUUGCUCUACACCUAUGUUUUAGAUCACCUACUUUAUAUUUCUUUUCUUUUCCUGACACAUUACUGUCAAGUCACUCAUGAAAACUGUGAGGUCAUUCUCAAGACUUCAUUACUCCUGCUGUUAAUGCCCAGCUGCAGUUGCAACUAUCUACUCUGGACAUCACAAGUAGUUGUUACAAAGAUAACUUUAAAAUAGCUAACAAAGAAUGAUAAAAAGUAACUGUAGAAGUUGGAAGGAAAGAAAUCCUAAAAGCUCAACCCACACAUCUUUCUGUACAUGCUGGUAAACAAUGAAAGAAAAGGUAUUGUAAGACUAAAAACAUGACACUCGCAGCAUUGCUUCUCUGUUCUUUGAGCUGUCAGCUGAUUUUUAGUGACAAUAUUAAGUUCGCAUCUCUCCCACUCAUCUUGUAGCUAUUCUAAGUGCUUUCAAGCUCCUGUCUUGCACUGACACACAUCUGUACUUGUUAGCCAGGGAGAAACAACUCUAGUAUUUCGUACUCAGUGCAUCUCAAAAACGUGGAUUUGUCACAUCCUUUGUUGCAACUGCAGCUAUUAGAGCAGUGUGUGGUCCACUAGAAACUGACACAGUCAAUAGUUUUUUUUUUUUUGGCAGGAGACUGUAAAUAAAAUCUGUGCUAUAGCAACAGUCCCCAAAGAAAUUAAAGCUUAGUUAUCUCUCUGAUCCUGUCCUCAAUUACUCUUAAUCUAGUUAUUUGAUCAGUACUCAUAAUAAAUCUACUUUUCCUGUCUUCAUUGUUGAUUAGAAGUGUCAGGGUGGGGUGGGAGAGGGUUCACUCCAUGGUUUGAUCCUGCAAGGUGCUGAGUGCCCUUAUGUGCCACAGACUUAGGACCAGCUCAGGCAGACAGAUGUGCAGGCAUGCUGAGUACCACACAGGUCUGAGGCUCCAAGUCAUCCUUUCUUGCUUCUUCAGUUGCAGUGGUCAGCUAUUAAGAUUAGUGACUGAAGCAGUGCAAAGAUCCAAGGGCCUCCUUAGGCUCAUUCUGCUAGCACUGCUGAAACACAUUUGUUGUUGGAGCCACUGGUGUACAAGGGAGACACGGGGCAGCACUGCUUAUGGCUGUUUAUGGCUUCUCAUCUCAAGAUACCAACAUCCAUUUACAGUUAGAACUGCUUCCAUAUGAGACCAGAGCAAGGGUUUACAGGGCUGCCUUGACAGCAGAGUGCCACAACCAUUCCACCAACACUUUCUGGAGUACCCCCCUAAAUAGAAGAAAGUAGCGUUUCCUGCAUGGGGACAUUUCUGUCUAAUCUACUGACAGUUAAAUAGUCCCAAAGAAAGCUUGACUCCUAAAAUUUUCUACAAACUUGACCCUGAAGUGAACUUCAGCUCAUUCCAGAGCUCCACAAUCCUCAUCUUGAAUAAACAGCUAAGUGACUAGUAAACUCCAAGCUCCAGCUGCAUGUGGUGUAACCGCCGUGCUGUAUAGGUAUAUUACAAUGUCUCCUGUAGACACCGGCAGCACACCUCAGGAGACUUUGCAAAGUCUGCUAUAAUGACAAAGAACAGGAGCAAGGUGAUCUGACAGUCACAAUUUCAUCUUAUAGCAGCCACAGCCGUUUUCCUCAGUAGUGAUGCUACUUUAUCUCUGAUUUGCAGGCUAUGGAGGUAUCUAUCCAAAAUAACUUUGUUUUCAGUAUUUUGCUGAGCCCACUGUAAAUUAAAAUGAUGCAAAGGGGUUCAGGCAGAUGUAACAACAUGCAACUGACACUCAUCUCU
Messenger RNA from Pezoporus occidentalis (night parrot), 4183 nucleotides. It is a transcript of the gene LSMEM1, whose product is annotated as leucine rich single-pass membrane protein 1. The record is from RefSeq and is a predicted model, not a curated record. The transcript has 5 exons. Lineage: Eukaryota; Metazoa; Chordata; Aves; Psittaciformes; Psittacidae. The coding region runs from base 638 to 1111 and encodes 157 amino acids.